Eurytemora carolleeae is the source of this 2987-nucleotide messenger RNA. Its product is annotated as tRNA (guanine(10)-N2)-methyltransferase homolog. Gene Ontology annotation, molecular function: DNA binding. The record is from RefSeq and is a predicted model, not a curated record. The transcript is spliced from 17 exons. NCBI's taxonomy places the organism in Eukaryota, Metazoa, Arthropoda, Copepoda, Calanoida, Temoridae. Bases 244 to 2112 code for a protein of 622 amino acids. Gene Ontology annotation, cellular component: cytoplasm.
UAUCACAUUUAGUUCCAUUUAUUAAAGAAAUUUUCUGAAAAAGCUAUAUUUGUAUUUUAUUUCUCAUACUUUCCAUUACAUUAUCCUUCAAAACACAAAGCCACGAAAACAGUUUCGUGCCCGCGCCGCCGGUUUAAUAUCACCGAAAAGUUAAGGACAAGUUUUCAGUUUUCUGUAAAUAUUUUAAAUUUAAACAUGUGAACUCAAAUGUCGAAUUUAUCGACGUUUUACUAGAACUUCGAAAUGAAGUAUUUGUUCUGGUGUGGGUUCGAUCGUCUCUGCUUCAGAAUCCCUGAAUUCGAAUCUAUUUGUCGAGUUUUGAAGAUUCAGUUGAACUGGAUUUAUAAAAAUGAUUCACAUCCCUGGGUUGUGUUAGAACUUCAGUCAGAUAAUGAGGCCAAGAAAAUUUUGUCUAGAAGUAUUUCAACUAAGCAUUGUAUCAAAAUAUGGGGGGAGGGGGACAGCCUGGAGACAUUUCAUACCUCCCUCCGCUCCUUCCCGUUCCAUGAGCACACAGAGCUCCUCGCACCUUCAAAUAGUUUUAUCAUCAACGUGGAGACAUUCAUGAAGAAAACCAGUGUCAAGGAAAGAAUUGAUAAGAUAGAGACUCUAGACUAUGUCCCGAUAGAGGGAAGGGUGAACCUAAAAACACCUGACGUUGAAUAUUCCUACCUGGAGUUCUGGGGACUUGAUCAUAACAAUGUUCCAGACCAUCCUUUGAAUAUUUUCUUUGGUCUUAAGAUUGGUGACGGACAACGACAUUUAAUAACUAAGCAGUCCAUCAAGACAAGGAAGUUUAUUGGGAAUACAACCAUGGAUGCUCAGUUAGCCCUUCUCAUGGCAAACCUAGGGGGUGUGGAGUUGGGUAGCUUUACCUUAGAUCCAUUUGUUGGAACUGGCUCCUUACUACUGGCUGCAGCAGAAUUCGGAGGCAUUGUAUUUGGAGGAGAUAUAGAUUUUUUAACUCUACAUGCUAGAACUCGACCUAGCAGGGUUGGAGAUAAAGUCCGUGCGAAGGAUGAAAGCAUGGUUGCAAACUUUGAGCAGUAUCAUCUUACCAGAUGUUACGGAGAUGUGAUUGCUUGUGAUUUUUCUAAAUCCCCCUGGCGGCAGAAAUUAGAAUUUGAUUGUAUCAUUACCGACCCUCCUUACGGAAUCAGGAAAGCUUUGGCUAAAAAUAUUAAUUUUUUAGACGAGCUUCUCCCCUCUCAUCCUAGCCUGGAGAUCCUGUACAACUGCGAGCAGAUCCUCACCUCCCACACAAGCAGGAGGCUCAUUGUUAUGCAGAAGAUGUCCGAGGUUCAAGGAGAGCAGUCCAUGAAGACAAGGAAGUUUAUUGUAUUUAUUAAAGGUGACGGACAAAGACAUUUCAUAACUAAGCAGUCCAUCAAGACAAGGAAGUUUAUUGGGAAUACAACCAUGGAUGCUCAGUUAGCCCUUCUCAUGGCAAAUCUAGGAUUAGUGAAGGAGGGAAAAUUUAUUUUGGAUCCGUUCGUGGGAACCGGUUCUUUGCUCAUAGCUGCUGCUCAGUUUAAAGGACUAGUGUUUGGGGCAGAUAUUAAUCUGUUAACUUUAAACGCAAAGAACAGACCAAGCAGAGUCGGUGAGAAGGUUCGGGGGGAAGAUGAGAGUAUGAUUGCCAACUUUGAACAGUACGGACUCACAUCGUCUUACGGAGAUGUGAUUGCCUGUGAUUUCUCGAAAUCCCCCUGGCGGCAGGAUUUGAAGUUUGAUUGUAUCAUUACAGACCCGCCAUAUGGAAUUAGAGAACAGAUACGAAGUGUGCGAAGAGACCGAGAACCCCCUGAAGGAAGAGAAGAUGAAGUUUACUCCUUGGAGAAUAUACUCCAGGAUCUAUUGAACUUUAGUGCUGACCGGCUUUGUCUAGGUGGCAGGCUGGUCUACUGGAUACCAAUCAUUAGACAGGAAUAUAAGGAAGAAUUGCUUCCAACCCAUCCUAGCCUGAAGCUUGUCUACAACUGUGAACAAGUGCUGACUGCCCACACCAGCAGAAGAUUACUCGUGAUGGAGAAAAUUAUAGAAAAUACGGGAACUGCUCAAGUUCAUGGACAAUUAACUAAAUUUAAGGAUCAAUUUUAUAUCCGUUGGUAGCUAGAUCAAAGAGACAGCCACAGUUAUUCUGUUACCAAAUUCAUUCUGGAAGAAACCACAGUCAUACUUGCAAGAAGCCACUGUUUUUUUUUGUAAGAAACCUUAGUCCUUUUUAGUAAGAAAUCCAAGGAGUCUGCUAAAAACAUAAAUUUGCUCUCAAAAAGCAAGUUUAAAUUGUUAAAUAAUAACAGAUUAAUUAAAACUUCCAAAUCUCUGAAUGGUAAGCCCAGAAAAGCACAUUUUUAACAAUUCUUCUUUUUUCAAAUUAAAAAUUAUUGAAGAAAUGUUCUGGACCUCAAUAUUGAUCCGUAUCCGUUGUUAAGACACCAUCGUCAUUAAAAAAAAACUUCAAUCCUACUUGUAAGAAACCACAGUCCUUUUUCUAAGAAACCACAGUCCUAUAUGAAAAACCAUCGUCCUACUGUUAAAAGUCCCAACUUAGUAAAACCAGUCAUUUUUAAAAGUCUUUUUUACCGUUGUACAGUACUAUCUAUUUGUAAGUUUAAAGUAGUACAAUUUGAAUUUAAACAAAACUAUUGCAUAAGCUUCGGUCCAAUUUGGUGAACAACGGUUUCGAAAAAAAAGUUUCAUUUCCAAUAAAGAUUAAUUUGUUAAGUAGCUAAUCUCGAACUUUGAUGUACAUUGAUUUAAGAAAUAUCAUUAAAACCUGAGACCAAAUUUAAUGAAUAGUGAGAAGUAGCUGAACCGCACCACAAUUUCUAUUGUGCGCCAGUUUAAUCUAACGGGUGGUUGAACCACGUCUACACGGUUCAACCAUGUCUUCCUAUUCAUUAAAUGUAAUCCCUGAAAUACAAUUCCUGAAGAUCAAAUACAUUUUUAAUUCUAAUGUUUACUUUUGAAGGCUUUUUUUCAGA